Messenger RNA from Caenorhabditis briggsae, 1293 nucleotides. Lineage: Eukaryota; Metazoa; Nematoda; Chromadorea; Rhabditida; Rhabditidae. Bases 1 to 1293 code for a protein of 430 amino acids. The record is from RefSeq and is a predicted model, not a curated record. The transcript is spliced from 4 exons.
AUGGACGUUGCUUCCUCAUCAUCCGCAUCACCUGCUCCAUCAACUUCGACACCAAAACCAACUCUGGAUUGGGCGACCCAAUAUGUAGCUCAAAUGACGGAUCAACAACGUGCUCUUCUUCAGAAAAUGUACGCACAAGAACAGGAGAGAAAACGAAAGGAGAAAGAGAAAAAAGAGCAAGAGGAGCUUGCCAAACAGCAACAACAAGCGAUUCUCGAUUCGUUGACCAGUCAGGUUCCGAUUACUGUAGAUGUCGUCAGAUCGUCAACACCACCGGAUUCGCAGAAAGGUGGAGAUAGUGCGUCGAGUAGCAGUAGUCCAGUGGGAAGUACAGAGGAAGAAGAGGAAAUACAGUUGACCGUCAAAGAUGUGGUCCUCGGAAAGUUCAAAGCGAGCCAAAUCGCCGCUCGAGCCGCUCCCAAACCAUACAAACCACACCGUUCUCGUAUGACACGCGAUCGUGUAUUCUACGAAUCACACGUCUACAUUUUCGACAAAUCCUCCUACGACAACAAGAAGAAGUUCUACAGAUGUGAGAAGAAGAACACGUGCCCAGCCAGGCUUCACAUCCCAAGCGAUUCGUAUCGAGUGAUUUUUAUGACACAGGAGCACAAUCAUCCAGCGCCGUCUGUCGAUCAUUGGGAAAUUGAUUUCGAAAAAGUUCGGACCGGAUGCGUCUAUCCGUUGAUUCAGCAGAAUCCCCUGCAAGGCUUCCAAGCGAGCUCUCUCCUCCCAACAUCAAUGCUCACUCCAAAAUCCGAUUUCGAGGAAGAUACGCCAGAACGAGUUGCCACUCCAUCACCAAUGGAUAUUCUCAACAGAAUGGUUCUUCAGCUGGACCAACGUAAACCAUUUUCCCUGCGUCUUCCCGACAAUUUUAAGCCACUCGGAGAGGCGGAAUUGAGCAAAAUUGAUAUGGCUCUUACCAAAUACUUGUUGAUUCAUAAUGAGCUGAGAGAGGAGUUGAUGGCAAAGAAGCAUGAGAUUCCAACAUUCUUCCCAGAAGCCAAAAGGGAGGAGUUGAGAAUGUUUGUGGCGGAUUACUGUAGACAGGACGCAGAGUUUCAUAUGCUGAAAGUGGAGGGGAGAAAUGAGAAAUCCAUCCGCACCGCCAUCGAGUCCCAUCUCAACCAGACAUCCACGAAAGCUCUCAUGAUGAGUAUCUCCCCAAAAAUCAACGUUCCACUCUCGCAACAAAUGAUUGACGACUGGAAAACUGAAGAAUUCAUUCGUCUGGAUUCUUCAAAACCCAACCAUUGGAAAAUUCAUCAUGUCACUAAACUUGAUCACUGA